UCCUGUCAUAACAUUAGACAUGUGAUAACUGUGCCAUCUUUACUGUGAAUUCUUACUGUAGCUACAACGAUCUGUUUAUAGUGUGGCAAGUAGCUCAGUAGCUAGCUUAGUACCUCUGGUAAAAGUAAUGCGCUGGAUCUAAUUAGAAGAUAUCACUGUUUAAAAUUAAUGACUCCCACGAUGACGACUGGGAAGCCUAGCAUUAAUGAAAAGGUGUUGCAGUAUGAAACCUUUAUCAGCGACGUGUUGAAACGAGAUUUGGAGAAGUUGCUGGAGCAGAGAGAUGGAGUGUACGAGAAAAUGUCCCAAUAUCUACAGCUGAAAAACACCAUUCAAAGCUUGCAGGAAUCAGAUACCAAGGAACUGAAAACAGAAGUUGAUCUUGGCUGCAAUUUCUAUGUCCAAGCUCACGUGGAGGACUCAUCCAAGAUCUUUGUUGCUGUUGGCUACGGUUUCUUUGUCGAGCUAACACAUGCAGAGGCUCUCAAGUUUAUUGAGAAGAAGACAAAUCAGCUCACUGCACAAACAGAGGUUUUGACCAAAGAUUCAGCUAAAAUCAAAGCCAACAUCCGCAUGGUGUUGGAGGGUCUCCGGGAACUCCAGGGCUUACCAGACUUGCCUGAUGCCAAAAGGAAAGAAGUAUUUUAGUGUGGUAUUUUAAGUGUUUAUUCUGGCGGUCUGGAGGUCUGUCAACUGUUCAGGUCAAGGCCUUUACAUUUACACUGUACAAACAGUUUUUCCUUUUCCUAAUGUCAGGAACAGAAUAUCUCGAGUUUUCGUUCUUAUUCAGCCCUUGGUGACUGAUGCACUCUCAUGCACACACCAGAAACAGUUUCCAUGGAAACUGGGAUGUUAAGUUGCGGCUGCAACGUAAAUGCAUUCUGAAAUAGAUGUCUUGUCGGUACACACUACUUCCAGAGUGGACAUGUGCUUGAGUAGAGAUAAGGGACGGAUCAAACUACAUUUUGAAACUUAUUACAACAUUUGAUUUUACUUUUCAGGAUUCAUUUAGGAUUGCCAUGUAAAUAAAAAGAGAUGUUUGCCUAUA
This is a messenger RNA of Osmerus eperlanus (European smelt), 1048 nucleotides long. It is a transcript of the gene uxt, whose product is annotated as ubiquitously-expressed, prefoldin-like chaperone. Gene Ontology annotation, biological process: negative regulation of transcription by RNA polymerase II. Gene Ontology annotation, molecular function: transcription corepressor activity. NCBI's taxonomy places the organism in Eukaryota, Metazoa, Chordata, Actinopteri, Osmeriformes, Osmeridae. The transcript is spliced from 6 exons. The record is from RefSeq and is a predicted model, not a curated record. Bases 169 to 648 code for a protein of 159 amino acids.